AUGGUCUGGCGUCUGAGCUCCGGGAGCCUCGGUGUGGCCGCCACGGUCUCCCACGGACCCAACCUGCAGUUUGAUCUGGGUCUCGCGUCCACGCCCCUCUCGAUGAACGACCAAGAUCGCGAAAUCAACGUUCCGUGUAUUUCCACAUAUACACCCGCAGGCGCCGAGCUGAAUGAAGACGUGCCUUCCGGUUCUUCGCGAAGCAGCAGCCCCGUCGAGAUUACCAGCGAAGAUGACGAGCAAGCCUCACAGAUAGAACCUUCUUUCCCGAUCAAUGAGUACAAGUCUCCGCUGAAGAGAUGCUUAGUCGAACCAGGGCGGUACAGGGCUUUUCGCACGGGUCUGUACACGUUGUUCGCGAUAACGAAACCGAAGGCGCGACAGAUACCGUUCGACAAAGUCCUCAGAGUCAUCAACAACAACCUUUCAGUCGAGAAGCAGUUCUCUCCUCCACAAGCAAAGCAGGUCCUCCGUGCGCGCGGCCAACUAGCUUUGGAUACAUUUGGUGUGCAGGUUCUGGCCACAGUCGUCGCAAAAGAUAUUUGGCGCACGGUCCAACAUUCCUUCAGUGCAGACGGAGCACUCGCCUUCGAUAACUUUGCGACGCUGAAGUGA
This is a messenger RNA of Alternaria arbusti, 615 nucleotides long. RefSeq lists its product as uncharacterized. NCBI's taxonomy places the organism in Eukaryota, Fungi, Ascomycota, Dothideomycetes, Pleosporales, Pleosporaceae. The record is from RefSeq and is a predicted model, not a curated record. Bases 1 to 615 code for a protein of 204 amino acids. The transcript has 2 exons.